Molecule: messenger RNA, 381 nt
Organism: Parnassius mnemosyne (clouded apollo)
Lineage: Eukaryota; Metazoa; Arthropoda; Insecta; Lepidoptera; Papilionidae
Source: the annotation of a GenBank genome assembly
AUGAUCACCCUGACCGAAAAUCCAGAUGAUGAAUACUUAACACCUGGACACUUUCUCGUUGAAGGAUCACUAAUAUCAAUACCACAAACGGAUCCGGAUCACAAGAACUUGAAAACCAGAUGGCAGAUGAUCCAAGACAUGAACAAACAGUUCUGGAAAAAGUGGUCAUCGGACUACUUACAACAGUUGCAAGUUCGUACAAAGUGGAGAACACCAUCAAAAAAUAUUGAGGUCAACAACAUUGUCCUUAUCAAGGACGAAAACUUGCCCGCCGGCAAGUGGUCAAUGGGUAAAGUCGUCGCCUUUCACCCUGGCAAGGACGGAUACGUACGUGUGGUGUCCGUCAAAACUAAGAAUGGAGUUAUGCAGUGGCUGAUUUAA